Vespa velutina is the source of this 3502-nucleotide messenger RNA. RefSeq names its product calponin homology domain-containing protein DDB_G0272472-like. The transcript is spliced from 5 exons. Bases 942 to 3218 code for a protein of 758 amino acids. The record is from RefSeq and is a predicted model, not a curated record. Lineage: Eukaryota; Metazoa; Arthropoda; Insecta; Hymenoptera; Vespidae.
AUCAACGAUUCGGCGUCAAAUCUUUUUUUUUCUCCUCUCUUUUCCAUUUUCUAUCGUUUCCUUCGACAAUUUAUUCGUUUAUUUAAAAUUUGUAAUGGGUAAGUAUUUACGAAUAGUCUUAGCGAAUGAUUAAAAAUCGAUGAUAACGAUGAUAAUCAUCGAUCGAUUCAAUCUUAAUCAGUAUCGAAACUUUCAUUCAAACUCGUAAGCGGUUAACUCUAUUUCAAUAAUUAAUCGUUAUUUAAUUACGAGAACUUGUGUAAUUAAAUGGUUAAGUCUCUGUUUGCGAACUGACUAGCUGAUUAUAAAUUUCGAUCACGUUCGCGUUUAUUUGUCCGGCUCAAUAGAGAACGGCUCCCGAGCGGCUCGAGUUAAACAAUAAUUACGUUCCUGGAUCGAUCGUGUAUGCAUCGAAAUAUAAAGAAGACUGUCUACUCUUAGGAAAAAUGUAAUGUAAUCUCGUAACUAACUUUUCGACUUCAGAGAAAAAAAAAAAAAAAAAAAAAUUAAAAAAACAAAGAAAACCCAGAAAUCACGAACUUCGCGUUCGUCGAAACGCGUCGUUCAACAUUUUCAUACAAACACGAUUCCUACAAACCGAUUUCUAACACAAAAUCAAAUUAUUCGGUCAUAACAAUUACAUAAUUUCAAAUUUUUUCAUUAUCCCAAAAGAGUAACUUUAAUUUUAAGUCUGAUUAAAAAGAAGAAAAAAAAAGGAAAAAAAAUGGAAUACCAUUAAAAACUUUUAUCGGUUCAAACGAUGGAGGAAAAGUUGAUAAAAUGAAGCUUCACGAUCUCUUUCGCGGAAUCACAUUUUAAAUUAAAAAAAAAAAAAAAAAAAAAAAAAAAAAAAUAAAAUAAAAUAAAAGUAAAAAAAAGACAAAACAAUUAGCCUACAUAAAAUACAUACACAAAGACAGACGUAAAAUCUACAAUCAGAUAUGGAUGUAAACGAAGAUGCUCCGGAGGACGUAAAACGUGCCGUUUCGGUAGAAAAGGAGAUAAGGGAGGGUGAAAAGGACGACAAAUUUGAAGUACAUUCACAAGAAAGAGAAAAGAAGAAAAAAAAAUGGUUACAUUGUGCCAAACCAUUGCCGAAGAGAAAGAAAACUAUGGCAGAGAAUGAAUGUUGUCAGAAAAAAAAGAAGAAGGCAGCGGCGAAAGACAUGAAACAAGUAACAGUGAUGAUUUAUGGUAAACCAUGCGUUUUUCCUAAACAGGACACCAUUCCGAGACAUUGUUUGUCAAAAAAAGAAUACAUCGAUCUAUUAGCCACUCCGAAUUAUAGAUGUCCAUCACCAUGUUUGCAAGAGGAAGUAAAAAGAAAGUUAAAACCAAUUUCAACAAGAAUCAAAGAACUCGCUCGGCCAACAAAGCACCGUAUGUUAAUGACCCUACAGGAAGUUGGUACUAGAUUGAAGCCCGAAUUUGUGGAUAAUUUAAUAAAAUCACUGGAGGGUGAAACUUGUCUUACACCAGAGCAAGCAGCGAAGGCGUUUCGCGAUAAAAAACGUAAGAGAAUCGCUAAGAAACGAGAAAGGACACGUAAGUUAGGCCGGAUUACUCGAAUGGCGAAAAAAUCUGGUGCAGCAAGUUCUACGAUGUUGGACAAGGAUGCAGUAAUGUGUCAAUAUAUGAUGGCCGAGUGUUUUGUUAAGAGUAUUCUUGAUUGGAAAUGUCCUAUACCGAAGGAAGAGUACGAGGAUAUUGCAAGUGUGAUAAUGAGAAGAUUGAGUUACAUUCUUGAAUAUACGCCGACCGAUGAGAGCGAUCGUAAGUCUCAGCAGAUGCGUUUCCUCUCAGAUAUAAUAGCUUCCUGGAUAUCGGGGGUUCUCUUCGAAGUUGCGGAUGAUCAUGAAAAGGAAUUAAAGGAAAUUUGUGAGAGAAAACGAAAGGAAGAAGAGGAAGAGGAAGAAGAAGUGGAGGAGGAGGAGGAAGAGGAAGAGGAGGAGGAGGAGGAGGAGGAGGAAGAAGAAGAAGAGGAGGAGGAGAAAGAGGAAGAGGAAGAGAUGGAACCGGAAGCUGAUAUGGAAGAAGCUGAGAAAUUAGAGAGGGAACGAAAGGAAAUGGAAGAAAGAAGAAUCCAAGAGGAGGAGGAGGAAAGGUUACGGAAGGAAGAAGAAGAAGCGAGAUUACAGAAAGAGAAAGAAGAAGAGGAAGCAAGGAUACAGAAAGAGAAAGAAGAAGAGGAAGCGAGGUUACAGAAAGAGAAGGAAGAAGAAGAAGCGAGAUUACAGAAAGAGAAAGAAGAAGAAGAAGCAAGAUUACAGAAAGAGAAAGGAGAAGAAGAAGAAGCAAGAUUACAGAAAGAGAAAGAAGAAGAGGAAGCGAGAUUACUGAAAGAGAAAGAAGAAGAGGAAGCGAGAUUACUGAAAGAGAAAGAAGAAGAGGAAGCGAGAUUACUGAAAGAGAAGGAGGAAGAGGAGAAAAGGUUACGGGAAAAAGAAAAAGAAGAAGCGAUAUUAGAUAAAGAGGUAUUACUAGAAAAAGAUGAAGAAGAAAGAAGAAAAGCGGAGAAAGAAAAGGAGAGAAAGAGAAUAGCAGAAGAGGAAGCGAAGAGAAAAGAGGAAGUCGAGAAGCCUAUAAUAAAGAUCGGAGAGUACGAAUUCUUCCCUACCGACCUACCGUUCGUGACCUUCGGCUUGUUGAUAGACGUUCUUUAUGUCAUGUUGGAAUCUAUGCCAGAGAGCAAAGACGUUGAUCUGGUUCGUGAUCGUAUUCAGAGAGCGAUCUAUGAUAAAUUUAGCUCUGUGAUAGAGAAGGAAGAUCCGGAAGCAUUGAACGAACAUAUGAAGGACGUAUUGGUGGUUUUAGCUGGGAAGAUCGCUACUUGGCUCAAAAAUAUUCUCACAGAGUCACAAAUCAUAUUCUUAGACAAAUAUCCGGCCGAAGUCGAAUCCGUUGAAAUUAGAGAUUGGUCGAAGUGGCUGACGUACGUCAGCGAUACUGCAAGCAAUUGGGGUAACUGGCUUCACAAGGUCGUCGAGAAAGCCGGAGAUAUAAGGGAAGAAGGAAUAACCCGAGGCGAUUGGCAAGAGUGGACGAAAUCCGUCGACGUUGAUGCUCUUCUUUGGAGACGCUUUCAUCUGCAGACCAUUCAUCAGGCUCAUAGAAACGCUACGUUAAUGGCGCAGAGGGAAGUAGUUAAGACUGGCACCAAGACAAUGGACUUCUCCGAGAAGGAAAUACGGAACACCAAUCUUCAAAGUGUAGCUUGACGAAAAAAAAAAAUGCAAAAAAAUGAAAAAAAGCAGAUUGUAAUUUAAUAAGACAUUUAUAAAGAAACUAUGAAAUAGAAUGUAUAUUUAAAUUGUUUGAUUAAAGAAUGACGAAAAUGGGUCAAAAAACGAAAGGGAUCAACGUGUAACAUUUUAUCGAUAUGAUUUAUUUAACAAUAAUUAUUAUCUGAUUAAAAUAAAUAAUUCCAUUGAAUGAAUGUGUUCUUUUUAAUAAUUUUUUUUUAGUAUUUUUCCACGACUCCAAAUACAAUAGCUACGAAUAC